Molecule: messenger RNA, 1140 nt
Organism: Babesia microti strain RI
Lineage: Eukaryota; Apicomplexa; Aconoidasida; Piroplasmida; Babesiidae
Product: Phosphoenolpyruvate/phosphate translocator 2 chloroplastic
Exons: 1
Coding region: 1-1140 (379 amino acids)
Cellular component (GO): Golgi apparatus
Molecular function (GO): antiporter activity
Source: RefSeq, a predicted model, not a curated record
AUGGGUAUCAAAUAUACUAUUCAACACAUAUGUUUAAUGGUUCUUCUGUUUGACAUAGUUCAUUCAAAAUGUAACCGCCACAAUCAUCCCGCAUUUAUACCGACUCCGAUAAAUGUUACAAGCAAUGAUGCUUUUAAACGCCCCGCAUUUGCCAUUGGCACUGAUGCUAGGCAGAAAUUUUCCAACACAGACGCUUUGGUACAUGUAUCUACAUGGUAUGGCGCUACUUUGUUGUACAAUAUUUAUAACAAGCAGGCGUUGAAUAUUGUUAAAUUGCCUAACACGAUUGCUGCCAUGCAAAUGUGUAUUGGGAUUCCUGGGAUAUUGUAUAAUUGGGUGUUUAACCCUGGUUUUAGGCCAAGAUUGACGUCAAAGCAGCAGGUUAUACAGGGAAAGGUGCCUAUUAAUACAUUCAAAAACUCUCCUUCCGCAUCAAUUCUAAAACAGGGCGCAUUCAACGCUCUAUCCCACGGACUAUCAGUUUACGCCUUAUCCCAGGGUUCCCCUGCCAUGGUACAUACCAUAAAAUCACUUGAGCCCUUAUUCACUUCUACAAUUUCCUACUUUUCAUUGGGGACAAAAUUGCCAAUUGGAUCUUACUUAUCCCUAAUACCCAUAGUUGCAGGUGUGGGUUUAGCAUCAUAUGGUGGAGCAGAUAUUAGUAAAAAGGCAAUUUAUGCUACCCUAGCGGCCAAUUUAUUCUCUAGCUUGAAGAAUAUUGAGGCAAAGAAGUUUUAUGCUAAUGAUAUUUCGGGUCAAAACCUGACUCCAAGCAACGUGCAUACACUAGUCUCAUUGUCAUCACUUUUAUUUUUGGUGCCACUGUCAUUAAGUGAAUACUCUAGUAUGGAUCCACUAUUUAGAAUGGCUUCUAAAUACAACAAGACUGAAUUAUUCAAUUUCUUGAAAUAUGUAACACUUUCUGGCAUCGCUUACAAUGUGUACAACAGAGUGUCAUUUUUGACUUUAACAGCUUUGGGACCAAUUACGCAUGCCGUGGCUAAUACUUUCAAACGCAUCUUCAUAAUAGCUUCCAGUGCUUUGCUUAUUGACAAGAAAUUUUCGCAGAAUACGGCAAUUGGGUCAGCACUCGCUGUUUUGGGCACUUUAGGUUACUCAUUGGCUAAAAAUUUGAGCUAA